ACAAAGAAUGAACCCUCACCCACUCCCUCGCGCGCGCUCUCUCUCUGUCUCUCUCUCUCGAUUUCGACUCCCAAACCCUUCCCCCAUUCCACCCAACUCUACUCACGCAGAGAUCAUCAACGAGACGCUACGCACCGAAUCACACAUCCGCUUUUUCCCCAAAUCAGCCAUUCUCAAUCCCCCUUCUCAGAUUUGCAGAUGCAAUUAAUAAAGUGGGAAAUGGUCGUAAAACCCAUGUUCGUGUGGUGGCGCUAGCAUGCACCUCGUAAUUUACGUGUUGGUGGCGGUGGUGGAUGGAUAGAUUGUUUCUGAUUUGUUAAUUUUAGUGGUUUGAAUAAUUAUUGAGAUGUCGAAUCAAGUGGUGGAGGUGAAGCGAGAUGCGGUCUCGCCAUGCAUGACAUGCCCAAUCUGCCACAAGCUCUUCCGCGAUGCCACCACUAUUAUCGAAUGUCUUCACACAUUUUGCAGGAAAUGCAUAUAUAAGAAACUAUCAGAUGAGGAAAUGGAAUGCUGUCCAAUAUGUAACAUUCACUUAGGAUGUGUUCCAUUGGAGAAGUUGAGGCCCGAUCAUAAAUUGCAAGAUGUAAGGGCAAAGAUAUUUCCUUCUAAGAGAAAGGUAAACGCACAUGAAGUGGUGACUUCAGUUCCAUUACCUGCAAAGAGAAAGGAGAGGUCACUCUCUUCGCUGGUGGUCAGUGCUCCUAGAGCAUCAGCACAAAGUGGAAUGACAGGAAAAAGAUCAAAAUCUAUUGCAGGAAAAGCAUUAAGAAAUUCCAGUUUUGCGAAAAAGAAAGCUUUUGACAAAGAUGAAGACUCAGUGGAAGACCACCCUGAAAGCUCUAAGUCACCUGAGACUCUAAACAAAUUUUCUCAAAAUACCAGGCUGAACCCUAAUGCUGCUGAGACGUCUAGUGGACUUAGUCCUGAUGAAGGAAGAGAGAGUGGUUCUGAACCAUGGAAAGGGAAAGUUGAUCUUUGGAAGCCCUUGAAUUGUUUGGUGGAAGCAGCAAAUAGGAGUAAAUCUUCUCUGUUGGCCCCACAAGGAUCUGUUGCUAAGUUGGAAUCUAUACAUUCCCAUGAUAACAAAGGAAUCGUCCGUAAAACGAAAAACAAGGAACCAGGGACAAAGUCAAAAGUUCAACAUGACAAGAUUGGCAAAGACCGUGACCAUGGGCAAUCAGAAAAACCUAAAAAAAUGCGUAGGAUCCAGCAGAAGAAGGCACAUUAUUUUGGAGAAUUUAGAAUAGAACCCCAGAACCUGCUCAAUGCUGCCUUUGCUAUCUGUGAAAAAAGAAAUAAUCCAAUUUGGUUCUCUUUAAUAGCGUCUGAUGACCAGGAAGGAGAUGCACACUUACCACAAAUUUCUGCAAGUUACUUGAGGAUAAAGGAUGGGAGCAUACCAGUUUCUUUGAUCCGUAAGUACCUGAAGAGGAAAUUGGAUCUUAUAAGUGAAGAUGAGGUUGAAAUCAAAUGCAUGGGACAGUCGGUUGUCCCCACAUUGACACUAAAUAAUCUAGUUGAUAUGUGGCUUCAAACAACUACUUCAGAAAGAGUAUCAGCCACUACUGGUUCAUCAGCAAAGGAUUUUGUGAUGGUAUUAAGCUACGCUCGCAAAAUUCCCAAUCCUUGAAAGUUUAUCUCUUAGAGUCCCUUAUAAGUAUCAAUUGCAAUUACUAGCCCAGUAUGCCUGUCGGGAGCCUGUAAUGAGAUUUGUAAUUUCUUGAAACCCUAUUCCUACUAGAGGCCUGAGCACAUUCCCAUAAGUUGCAUAGAAACAGAGGAGCUGGAGAAUUUGUUCCCUAGAAAAGAGGCUUUAGUAAUGUUUUAUUCAUAUUUGGACGGAUGAGUGCACUGGAGUUCUUGUAUCUGUUCUGUUAUAGGUGCAUUUUCAACUCUCUAUAUUCUUCUACAAUCUUGGACCUUGACAAUGUAAUAAUAGAAGUAUUCUAAGUUUUGUUGUGUGUGUUCUGAACUUC
Molecule: messenger RNA, 1976 nt
Organism: Olea europaea var. sylvestris
Lineage: Eukaryota; Viridiplantae; Streptophyta; Magnoliopsida; Lamiales; Oleaceae
Product: E3 ubiquitin protein ligase DRIP2-like
Exons: 8
Coding region: 347-1630 (427 amino acids)
Molecular function (GO): ubiquitin-protein transferase activity
Source: RefSeq, a predicted model, not a curated record